Molecule: messenger RNA, 2266 nt
Organism: Episyrphus balteatus (marmalade hoverfly)
Lineage: Eukaryota; Metazoa; Arthropoda; Insecta; Diptera; Syrphidae
Product: zinc finger BED domain-containing protein 4-like
Exons: 2
Coding region: 237-1922 (561 amino acids)
Molecular function (GO): DNA binding
Source: RefSeq, a predicted model, not a curated record
UAAAUCAAAUAGAUUGUUUUUGUUUACCUUUUGAAGUUUGUUUAUUACUUCUUUUGUUUAAGUUUUCUAUAUUUUAUAAUAUAUUUUGUUUAAAUUCAUGCAUAAAAAGACAGUGACAUAGUUAAUAAGUUGAGAAACAGACAGACAAUUGUGAAAUGUGAUGGUAAUUAAAUUAAAAAAUUUUUUUUAGAAAUUUUUGAGGGUGAUAAAAACAAAUAAGCCUAAAAAGUUUAAAAAUGCCAAAAGAUAUAAGAAAACACAGCACAAUAUGGGAUCAUUUUACCCAAAAUGAGAAAUAUAAAAAAGAUAAAUUGGCAAAAUGCAAUUAUUGCAGUUUUUUGAUAAGUAUAUCUGGAGGAUCGAAUGGUAAUCUGAAUCGACACUUAAAAACAAGACACUCCCUAUUGCCCCAUUUAAAUGAACGAAACCCAAUGCCACAAACAUCUGUGAACCCUACAUCCUCUUCAACGUCCACAUCUACAACACAAGUUGAAUGCACUGCUCCUCAGUCAACGUCAAUAAUUGCAUCACAAUCACAACCAUUGAUAUCUUCAUUCGCUCUUCGUGCCCCACCUGUGAAAAAAGCACAAGAAAUCGAUCAACAAAUUGUGAAAAUGAUCGCCAAAGGUCACCAUGCACUGAGAAUUGUCGAGGAGCCAGAGUUUAGAAAAUUAAUCGAAAUGAUUUCCAACUGCCCAGGCUACAAAUUCCCAUAUAGAAAAAAACUUACCACAAGCUUAAUCCCAGAUGAAUACCAACAAUUGGUAAGUGACAUAAAAAUUAAAUUACAAAUGGCACCAGCCGUGUGUGUAACUACCGAUUGCUGGACAUCGAGUACGAAUAUGUCUUACAUCGGUGUAACAGCACACUUCAUCGAUGAUUCCACUAACUUGUGUUCAGCCUUGAUAGCUUGCAAUAGCUAUGCAGAUAGCCAUGAUGCUAAAAAUUUAUGUAAACUACUUGAAAGCAUCUUUAAUGAAUGGGAAAUCUCAAAUAAAAUUACUGCUGUGGUGAGCGACAAUGCUGCGAACAUCUUAGCAGCUGUAAGAUUGGGUGGAUGGCAAUCAAUUGGUUGUUUUGCCCACUCUUUAAACUUGGUGGUUCAAAAAUCAACCACCAAAAUUGCUAAUACUCUCAUAAAAGUAAAGGCUAUAGUUGAAUACUUCAAAAGAAGUGCGCAAGGUCUCCAGAAAUUGAAAGCCGUCCAAAAACAGAUGAACAUGCCCGAGCUAAAACUUAAACAAGACGUUCCAACGCGCUGGAAUUCAACUUUUGACAUGUUGGAGCGCAUUGUUAAAAUUAAGGAUGCUGUUAUUACCGUGAUUGCCCUCAACCGGAUCGACUUAUCUCUAGAUAAAGAAGACUGGAUGAUUAUAGAGGAGACUUUGCCACUUCUUAAGCCGUUUUACGAAGUAACUAAUGAAAUAAGCGCAGAGAAAAAUGUCACUUUGUCAAAAAUAAUAAUUUUUAACAACUUGCUUCAAAAGUUUUUAUCAACAUAUAGUUCAAAGCUUAAUGAGGUACAAGAUCUUCACAAAGAGUUGAAAGACGGUAUGGAUUAUCGUUUCAAAGAUCUUGAGAAGAAUAUCUUGUACGCCGAGUGCACUAUUCUAGACCCGCGUUUCAAGAAUAGAGGGUUCAGAAACCAAAGUGCAUUUGAAACAGCAUGCAAGUCUUUGCGGAGCAAAAUCGGUUCUUCUGCUCUUCCUCAAGAUUUAGAAGUAGAUAUGAACGAAGUCGAUUGUGCCAGUACCAGCGUUUCUUCUGAACAAGAACAAAAGACAAGAAGCAUCUGGGAUGACUACGAUUCCGAUUUCGUUAAUGCAAAAAGACCUCCUUCUAGACUUCCCGACGCAAUCAGAGAGUUCAACAGGUAUAUGAACGAGGAGUACUUAAAUCGAGAAAUUAAUCCUCUUAAGUAGUGGCAAGAACGGAGAACGACUUAUCCACAUGUCUAUAAUUAUGUUAUAAAAAUUUUUUGCACUCAAGCUACUUCUGUUCCUUGCGAGCGUAUUUUUUCAGCUACUGGGCAAAUAAUAAAUGACAGACGAACAUUGCUUAGCCCAGAACAUGUCAAAAACUUAGUUUUUCUACAUUCAAAUUUGUAGGUUAUUCAAAGUAAUUACAUAUUCAAAUAAGACAUAAUAACCUUACAUUACUAUCUGUAAAUAUGAACUAAAAGUGAACUGAUAUAUUUUUUUAUAAUAAUUAUGAUAUUUGUUUUUAUUAGCUAUAGUUUUUUUUUUCUAGUCUUGUUUAUUUUUAU